AUGCUCCAACAUUUCCGACUCGAAAGUACCGACGACAUGGCCUAUGCAAGUAACGGGCUAUUCGAUAUCACGGAGAAAGCGAUCAGACAAGACCUAGAAUACCGCCGAGCCGUCAGCAAACUCAACGAUCUCAAAGACAAAGCGUUUAGCUUUUACGUGGGAGAGCAGAACGCAAAGGCAUUUCAAGAUGUUCUCUCCGUCAUCGACUGUGGCGGGCCGGGAGAGCUUUGGACGCUAAGUCCGGUGUCCGACAUCUCAUCAGAGGAAAUGAUACGUGGACCAUUCUCUCCGACGAGAUAUAUCAAUUUCUUGAACGGGGAAGUGGAGACCCUUCCCAUCUUUGGCUCGCCUCUCGACGCGCCCAAUGGUUCCCGGACAUUGGCUAAGGACAUUCUUUUACCAGACUACGAGAAUGCGACACCACUCGCAUCGGUCUUCUCCUCAGUCAAUCCAGCUGAGCCAGUGGCUACGUCUCUUGCAUCCGUCACACGUACGGGGGUCAACGGAUAUUUUGUCGACAAGGGAUGGCUGCUUGGCUUCAUGCUUGUCAAUCUUCCGACUCCUCUUAUACAGUGCAAUGACGAAAGGAACUUACGGAGAGGGGUCCCGCGAAACGUUAUCGCCUCGUACCUCAACCCUGAAACCGAAGAAUACAAACUUUUCCUUAAGAUCUGGCCGUAUACCGACGGCGAAAAUAUCCGUCUUGCUGCAGUCGCCAUUACCCAAAUGAGAAACUCGGAGAGAUUUGUAGAGGACGUACGAACAAAGUGGAACCCCGACGUUCAACGACCGCUUCCCAUUCACCAAAGACUUUCUUCCCACUCAGAUCAUAGGCAUGGAAACCGUACGCUCUCUUAA
Molecule: messenger RNA, 858 nt
Organism: Serendipita indica DSM 11827
Lineage: Eukaryota; Fungi; Basidiomycota; Agaricomycetes; Sebacinales; Serendipitaceae
Source: the annotation of a GenBank genome assembly